AUGGGUAGGAAUCAGCGUGGAAAGUGCAUCUUCAGGGUCAGCUUGCAGGUGGGAGCAAGGGAGAAGUUCCUGCUGCUCUGUAUUCGUCGUGUGCUCGUUCCUCACCUGCUAUGCUCGCAGACUGUGAAGAGGCCUACGAUUCAAGACGAUGACAAGCCUUUGCCUCCCAUCAUUCUGUUCGGCAACAUCACGAGCGCCAACUGUGGGAUUAACAUGACUAUGAAUGCAACUUCCAUGAAUUUUGAGGUGUACUACUCCAAGGCGAUGCACUACACCCUCAUGGUGACAGCAGCCUCGUUCAUGCAAGUCUUGCUUCUUGUUCGUCAGAUCGAGUACUCCAACUCAAGGACAAGCGCCAUCAAAGUCUCCCUGCUGACUAUCGGACAGCAGGCGAUCAUGGAUUCAUACUUAUGUUUGAUGCACUUGACAACGGGGAUCGUGGUAGAGGCCCUGUUCAACGCCUUUGCGACAGCAGCGUUCUUCAAAUUCAUGAUCUUCUCCAUCUUCGAAAUGAGAUAUUUGCUCAUCAUCUGGAAAGCGCGUCGUCCUCACGGCUUCCAAGAGGGGUGGAAUAGCAUGCGGCGAGAGCUCUCGAUGCUUUACUCAAGGUUCUAUGGCUGCCUCCUCGCAGGGAUAGUAUUGAUCUACCAGAUGCAGAGAUACACGGGAGCGCUUGUGCUGCUGAUCUACAGCUUUUGGGUCCCUCAGAUCAUUCAUUCGAUCCAUCAUGAUCAUAGAAAACCUCUUCUGUUGAGGUACAUCAUUGGGAUCUCUUGUACCAGGCUUCUCAUCCCCCUGUACGCCUUCGCCUGCCCCUACAACUUCCUUCACUCCGAGCCAAAUUAUUCCCUAGCCUUUGCUCUCGUCGCUUGGGUUGGUUUCCAGGUUGCUGUCCUGGUCGUCCAGCACUACAAGGGGCCUCGUUUCUUCAUCCCUCGCAUCUUCAGACCCGAGAAGUACGACUACUACAGGAGAAUACCGAUGGAAUCACCUUCGGAAUCGCAAGAUUGCGCCAUUUGCAUGAUGUCAGUGGGCGGCAGUCACGACACGAGCCCGAGGGUCGUCACACCCUGUGACCAUGUCUUCCAUCAGGACUGUCUCAAGAGGUGGAUGGAGAUCAAGUUGGAGUGCCCUGUCUGCAGGAGGACUGUUCCGGACAUUGACGACGACUGA
Guillardia theta CCMP2712 is the source of this 1173-nucleotide messenger RNA. RefSeq lists its product as hypothetical. Gene Ontology annotation, molecular function: zinc ion binding. Lineage: Eukaryota; Cryptophyceae; Pyrenomonadales; Geminigeraceae. The coding region runs from base 1 to 1173 and encodes 390 amino acids. The record is from RefSeq and is a predicted model, not a curated record. The transcript has 7 exons.